Drosophila kikkawai is the source of this 977-nucleotide messenger RNA. Its product is annotated as glycoprotein-N-acetylgalactosamine 3-beta-galactosyltransferase 1. Gene Ontology annotation, cellular component: membrane. Gene Ontology annotation, molecular function: N-acetylgalactosaminide beta-1,3-galactosyltransferase activity. The record is from RefSeq and is a predicted model, not a curated record. Lineage: Eukaryota; Metazoa; Arthropoda; Insecta; Diptera; Drosophilidae.
AUGCCACGACUAUUCAAUAGUCGAGUAAAAAACAAGUGCAGCCCUUGCAAUGGGAUAUAUAUCCUGCUCCUGUGCUUCAUAUUCCUGGUGAUGGUAAUGCAACUGCAGCGAGAGAAUCUCGAAAAGAAGGACAUCUUGGUAGCUCCUCCGCCGCCUAGGAUUUUCUGCAUUAUAGUCACCUAUGAGUACCGGCAUGAGCAUGCCGGUAUACACAUCCUCCGAACUUGGGCCAAGCAUUGCGAUCACUUUGUGUUUGUCAGCGACGAUAUUGACCACUUCUUGGAGCCGGCGGUAUUCCUGCAUCUGCACAGCCGGUGGGAGCGAAUCAGAGCCCACCUGGAGUACGUCCAAGGGUAUCACAUCCACAAGGGUGAUUGGUUUCUCUAUGCAAAUGAUGACAAUUUUGUGGUGGUUGAGAACCUGCGUGAGAUGCUGAGCACCUAUAGUCCCAAUGAACUUGUAUAUUUUGGCUGUAAACUAAGGACACCCAAUGGUCUGGUCUUCAUGCACCAAGGCUCUGGCAUAGUCUUUAGUAGAGCUGCCCUCGAGGCCUUUGUCUUGGAAGCUUUACCCAAUAGCAGCAUUUGCAGUCCCGUCAAGAUUGACAGCGAGGCCACAGAGGAACUGGGCAGAUGUCUUACCAAUGUCAAUGUCUUGGCCGGGGAUAGCCGCGAUGAAUGGCGGGGUCAUCGCUUUCUGCCCUUCGAGGUAGACUUGCAUUUGGGUGGGCAGAUGAACAAAUCACAAGAUCAUCACAAAUACUACCUGGAUCAUUCCUAUUACCCAGUGAUUGAUCUGAGUUUUCCAGUUUCCAUGCAAUUCAUAUGCAGUCACUUGGAGCACAUCAUGGACAUCUACAACUUGUAUUAUUUCACCUACAAAGUUCGGAUAUUUGGAGGACAUCAGGAGGUAGAACAGAACACUGAAGAUCAAGAGGGACGAGUUUUUUGGAAUAAAAAAGUAGCUCAGAGUUAGUA